Messenger RNA from Micromonas commoda, 1170 nucleotides. RefSeq names its product oxidoreductase. The record is from RefSeq and is a predicted model, not a curated record. The coding region runs from base 1 to 1137 and encodes 378 amino acids. Lineage: Eukaryota; Viridiplantae; Chlorophyta; Mamiellophyceae; Mamiellales; Mamiellaceae. The transcript has a single exon.
AUGGCCGCGGCGAUGGCCGCCGCGAUGCCCCUAGAUCGCACGGCGGGACCCUUCGCCGUUCCCGCCGCGUUCGCCGCGGCGGACCCGACGCUCCUCCUGCCGACGGUACCCCGCGCACCCGCGCCCCUCAAGUUCUCCGCGCAGACGCCGUCGAGAAUCAUCAAGGGAUGCUGGCAGCUCUCGGGCGGGCACAGGGGGGACCCGGCGUCGGACAGGACGUCCGGCGCCGCGGCGGUGGACGACUUCGCAUCCUUCGUCGCCGCGGGGAUCGACACCUUCGACACCGGCCCGGAGGCGUGCGGCUACGGCCCGUCCGAGCUCGUCAUCGGCGAGGCGCUGAAACGCGGAACCAUCGCGCGCGACGACGUGAAGAUCUUCACCAAGCUGUGCUGCGUCGGGCGCGAGCAGGGCAACAUGACGAACGACUGGGUGACGCAGAAGCUCGACCUACCCAUGCGCAGACUCGGCGUCAAGAGCCUGGACCUGGUGCAGAUGUACUGGAACGACUACGGACAGAAGGGCUACGUAGACGCCGCGCUCUUCCUCACAGACGCCAAAGCCGCCGGAAAGAUCGGCGCCGUGGGUUUAACAAACUUUGACACCAAGCGCAUGGCCGAGAUGGUGGACGCGGGGGCGGAGAUCUGCUCGAACCAGAUCCAGUUCUCCCUGCUCGACCGCCGGCCGUUACGCGCGAUGACUGGGUACUGCGGAAAGAACGGGAUCUCGUUGCUGCCGUACGGCGUCGUGGCGGGCGGUUUCCUGUCGGAUGCGUUUUUGGGCUUGGACGGUUCGGACGUGACGCUCGAUACCUCCUCAAAGCGCAAGUACGCGUCCGUCAUCGGCUACGCGGGUGGAUAUAAGUGGUUCCAGACGCUUCUGGAAACGCUCCGGUCGGUAGGGGACAAGCACGGCGGGGCGAGUAUAAGCAACGUCGCGUCGCGGUGGGUGCUGGAUUCGAACGACGUAACGCCGGCGAUCAUCUUGGGAGCUCGCAACGCGUCGCACGUGGACGAUCACAGGCGGAUGUUCACGUUCGAGCUCGACGCGGAGGACAAGGCGGCGAUCGAGGCGGUGCUCGCGCGGGGAAAGGCGCCGAGCGCGGAUUGCUACACGUGGGAGCGCGGAGGGCCGUGGUGAAUUUGUUUUUGGGAGGAAAACUCCGUACCGGUG